AUGCCGCCUCAAGUGAUUCAGCAGCAGCAGCAAUCGCUAGCUUCAGAGAUGACUGCCCGGGAUAGACUAACGUCGUACAUCUACGAAUACCUCCAACAAACGGGCGCCUCAAAAACCGCCGAAACAUUUAAAGAAGAGGUUUUAAGUACGAAUCCGGCGGCGGGACUGGCCGCUGCAAACUCCACAAAACUUUCGGAUAAGUCAUUUCUACUCGAAUGGUGGCUAUUAUUUUGGGAUCUUUAUUCGGCGGCACCAGAACGACGGGAUGCUGGAGGCGAUCCGUUCUCGGCGGAGGCUAAAUAUUUCCACGAGGCGAUGAUCGGAAUGCCACCAGGAAUGAAUGGACAUUUUGCUCCACCACCAAUGGGAAUGGAAAUGAUGGGUGGUCAUCCAGGAGCAUUUGGCGGCCGAUUUGCACCCGGACGAAUGCCUCCAGGCGCAAUGGCACCUGGAGGUAUGCCUCCAGGUGCCUUCCCAAUGUUUCCACCGGAUCCACGAUUACAACGAAUGGCGCCGAAUCAAGGAAUGCGAAUGCCACCGCCACCAGUUGGACAACCAUUCCCUGGAGCUGUUGGAAUGCCGAGGCCCGUUGGUCCCGGAGCACCGAUGGAUAUGUCCGGAAUGCAACGUUUCGACUUCAUGGGCGGCCCCCCACCCGGCGGUGGUGCUCAACCAUUCCCCGGAGCCAGCGGUAGCGGCGGCAUGAUGCCCAACGGAGCCCAUCCCCAUAUGUCUCUAAACUCUCCGAGUAUGGGGGUACCCCCUGCCGAUAUGCCUCCAUUCAUGGGAAUGCCUCCGAUGCCACCGACCAGCAGUUCAGCGAUGCCGUUCGGCAUGUCUUCUGAUCAUCAACCAAUGUCUGCAGGUCCAGCAGCAGCAGCUCCCGGAGCCACCACCGCCGGUGGUCCAGGAACUCCUGGAAUGAUUGGAUCAGUUCCAGGACCUGGAAGUGUUCCACAGGUGGCUACGACGUCUGUAGGAUCAGUUGGAACACCAUCAUCAAUCGGACAGCAGCUACAUCAGCCGAAGCAAGAGAUUACGACGAAUGGAGAAGAAAUAAUGAAGACUGAAGCUUUGACACCGACGGGUGGAGGUGGAGGUGGAAGUGUUCCACCACCACCACCGGCGGCCACAGCAGCAGUGUCAAUGAACGGAGGAGGUCCAGGAUCGGCGCCGGGCUCCGCGCAUAGUGUGAAUAAUAAUGUUAAUCCGGGAACGCCGGGUAGUAAUCCGUUGAGCAAUCCGAUGAGUAAUCCACCAUUAUCAUCUGGGCCACCGCCGCCGGGUAGUAAUGAUGCGUUUGGGAAGGACGACAAUGGCGAAAUUUCAAAAAUACGAGAAGGUCUCCUAGAUGGAUUUUGUGCAUAGUGUGAGAGCCACCACGAAAAACCUUCUUUUGUGUAUUUUUGGUGCCAAAGGGUAGAAAAAUUGGCAUUUAUUAAUUUUUUUUUCAUUUUUUUUGAUUUCUUGUGGUUUUUGUACUCCCCUGCCUUAAAAAACGCCAAAAAUGACCUAUUUCGGUGAUUUUUUAUUCAAUUAAUCGAUAAUUUUUUUCAAAUUUUUCAAAUUUUUUCCCUACGUAAACUCUCAAAAUGGUGCAAUUUUCCCUAUUUUUAUUGUAAAAUUUUUUUGAAAAAAAACAUCUCACAUCUUUUCCAUAUUCUCUCUCUGUUCCAUCGAAAAUCCCCCCACCGCGAACUGAUCUUCAAAAUUAUUUAGCCCCUCAAAAAUUCAUUUUUUCUUUCUUCUAAAAGUCCUCUAAUUUGCAUAAUUCUCAUUGAUUGUAUAUUUGUAAAACCCCCCUCCUACCCCCCUCACCACCACCACCAGCUUCAUCAUAAUUUAUUUAUUAAAGUAGAGUUAAUUGGCGGGAUUUUGCUUCAAAAAUUCCAAAAAAAAAAAAGACUAAAAUUGUGAAAAAAUCGCUUAAAAAUUCAAAUUUUGACUGAAAACUCAAUUUUUUACUAAAAAUUCAAAUUUCCAGCAGAAAAAUUCAAAUUUUGACUGAAAAACUCAAUUUUUGGCAGAAAAUUCAAAUUUUGACUGAAAAAUUCAAAUUUUGACUGAAAAAUUCAAAUUUUGGCUGAAAAAUUCAAAUUUUGACUGAAAACCCAAUUUUUUACUAAAAAUUCAAAUUUUGACUGAAAAAUUCAAAUUUUGACUGAAAAAUUCAAAUUUUGACUUAAAAAUUCAAAUUUUGACAGAAAAAUUCAAAUUUUUGACUGAAAAAUUCAAAUUUUGGCUGAAAAAUUCAAAUUUUGACUGAAAACCCAAUUUUUUACUAAAAAUUCAAAUUUUGACUGAAAAAUUCAAAUUUUGACUGAAAAAUUCAAAUUUUGACUUAAAAAUUCAAUUUUUUACUGGAAAAUUCAAAUUUUGGCAGAAAACUGGUUUUUUUUCAAAAAAUUCCAACGAAAAAAUCAAAAACUCUUUAUUAGAAUGGUCCGACCAAUCAGCGCAUCGCUCCGCCCACUUUUGGACCAAUCAGCGCGUUCGAACGCGUUGAUUGGUUCAUAAAGUGGGCGGCGGAGCGAUGCGCUGAUUGGUCGGGGGGAGUUCUUAUUUAGGAGGAAAUUAGCCAAAAUCGGAAAUAUCGGUUGAAUUUUUCAAUAUUUUGGGAUUUUUUGAAGCAAAAAUCCCCUCAAUUCACGCUACUUUUUCGCCUUAAAAUUCAAUUUUUUAAGAAUUUAAUGAUUUUUUUUCCUAAACUAACCCCAAAAAUAUCCCAGUUUUUUCCCCAAUUUUCUCAGAUUUUUACUUAUAUUCCACCCAACUUUAACUUAUUAAAUAUCCAUACCCUACUAGAUACGUUUUGGUGUCUUUUUGUCCAAAGAUUUUUGAAAAAAAUAAUGUGCAAAAAAUAAACAAAAUAAUUCAUUUU
Molecule: messenger RNA, 2881 nt
Organism: Caenorhabditis elegans
Lineage: Eukaryota; Metazoa; Nematoda; Chromadorea; Rhabditida; Rhabditidae
Gene: sam-10
Product: Single-stranded DNA-binding protein homolog sam-10
Exons: 6
Coding region: 1-1368 (455 amino acids)
Cellular component (GO): cytoplasm; nucleus
Source: RefSeq, marked reviewed